Dioszegia hungarica is the source of this 684-nucleotide messenger RNA. RefSeq lists its product as uncharacterized. NCBI's taxonomy places the organism in Eukaryota, Fungi, Basidiomycota, Tremellomycetes, Tremellales, Bulleribasidiaceae. The transcript is spliced from 2 exons. The coding region runs from base 1 to 684 and encodes 227 amino acids. Gene Ontology annotation, molecular function: protein binding. The record is from RefSeq and is a predicted model, not a curated record.
AUGCUGGAGGCUCUAGCCAGAACAGUCAAGAUGAUAGCCAAGAACACGUCCACAUCCUCCUCCCGACCCCCUCGUACGCUACAGAGCCUGCCUCAAGAGCUCAUAUCCCUCAUCAUAUCCAACCUCGACAGAGCAGGCGCCAUAUCCCUCCGACUCACCUCGUCCGCCUUCUCAAAUGCCACCGAAGAAUUUUUAUGGCGCACCAUCGACUUAUGCGUUCCACCGCACUACGGCGAGCUGCCAAGUGUCCAGCCAUGCGCGACCAGCGAGGAUAAGGCGUACCGGGAAUGGGCGGAAGGGAUGGCACAGAGCGCAGUCGUGAAGGUCAGAGCUGCGCUGAAGGAUAAGAUGCGGAGGGUCGCUUUGGCAGGGGAUGAAAGGCGCAUGCGGAUGGUGGAGAUAAUCAGGGUCAUGGCGAUUCCCGGCGCAGUCUACGGGUUUCUUCAUACCCUUGAAAUCGUUUCGUCGCAUCUCAAGCGACUCGAGCUCUACGUGCCGGACCGGUACGUCUUCGACUACGGGUGGCCGGCUGGGCUCAACGAGACGCUCGACUUUAAGUUGAUCGAUAUCGGCCUGGAAUUCCCCGCGCUCACCUACGUCUAUAUCGGCAGGAGCAUAUGUUUAAAAGACGAAGACCGAAAUGUAUUUGUCCGUAAAAGACGAAGCCUUUCCGCCACUGUCUAA